AUGGCUGGUGACCGUCCGCUCGCCGGCCGUUCCGGCCAGCGGGAGGUAUCCGACACCGGGACAAAUGGAUCUAACUCUCGUUCUUCCGUAUCGCCCGUAAAGGCUUCAUGUUCACGGUUGUCCGAAGACGUCGCGUCAACAAAUGAUGCCUCUGGAGCCGUCGACGCAGUCAGAGAGAGAGACGUGGCGUGCGGUUAUUCCGGGAUGAGUUCACACGCGACCACGUGCAGUUUUUCUUCCUCCACCCGAUGGAGGGUUGCCAAGAUAGUGUCGGGCUUUCUGGCCCUACUUUGUGCGGCCGUUCUACUGUGUAUUGCUGGAGCUGCCAUGCAUAGCGUUGUAGGCGACUACUACUUUACCCAAGGUACUGUCGGUGGCCUGAUGCACCACAACCUCACGCCAAUUGUUCUUGCUCUUACGGCCUCACAACUUGUCCGAGUCGUCACCGGUGUCUUUUUGCUGUUUGCUAUCGCCGCUGCUGUCCUCACCACUUUGUUUGAACUCGCAGCGCUCGGUUGCUUCCCUGGGAACCCGGUGAUUGAGUACGUCAGAAGGACCGUGGGCGGCUCAGUUGGAAGGCAGCCUUCACGCUCAACUGCGCCGGAACAAACAGAACGCGUUCGAGGUCCGACAGCACGGCACGGGAUUGACGCCGACGGCGAGCGUGAGAAUGAGGAGUCUCGCGGGGCUCCGCCGACGGACGGCAGGACGACGGGAUUCGCCGAUGAGCAUGACGCUUAUGAACCCGAGUCGGCAUCUCAGGACCGCAGCCACUGCGAGCUUUCCCUGCCUGCAGUGUGGUGGCGUCCCUUCCAGCAAAAGCUAAGGCAGUUGCUCUCGAGUCUGCUACUUCUCCUAGGAUACAGCGUGCAAACCCCGAUAGGGGUUUGCACACGUGUUGACACCGAGCGAGGCAGGGCGCACGGCCGGGACUAUGAGAGGGAAAAACCAUGGAGGAAAAGUUCUUCGCCGUCCCCCAGAGAGUCGACUCACAUCAAACCGGAUUCCACUGACAACACUGGAGAUCACCGGGGUCCUGAUGAAGGAAACACCGCUCAUGGCGAACAGUUUGAGAAUGCCGACUCGCCGAGGGGUGGGGUGAGGCGACGCCGGGCUGGUAAGCAAACCACAGCCAGUGGGAAUGGAGCCUCUGGUGACUCACCGCGACGGUCACACAAGAGCACGUUCGACGGUGACUGGAUGGUAGUCGAUGAAGAGGACCGCAGAUAA
Neospora caninum is the source of this 1230-nucleotide messenger RNA. RefSeq lists its product as hypothetical. The transcript has a single exon. NCBI's taxonomy places the organism in Eukaryota, Apicomplexa, Conoidasida, Eucoccidiorida, Sarcocystidae. The record is from RefSeq and is a predicted model, not a curated record. The coding region runs from base 1 to 1230 and encodes 409 amino acids.